UGCGCGCUCAGGGAGCCCGGCGGACGCGGUAAGUGGGCGCUGUCCCCUCAGUUGGCGGCGCCUCUGCAGGUUCCCUUCUCCGUGUUGCUCUGGGUCUGUCCCUUACGCUAAGCUCCCCUCACGGCGCUCUCGCUCCGUGUCCCGCCUGUGAGGGGUCGCGGCUGUGCAGCCCCUGUGGCCGGGCAGCUCCGGGGCCGGCGGCGGGUCCCUCCCGCGGGGCUGGGGAGAUGCGGACCCUCGGCCUCCUCAGGGCGUCUGCGCUGGCUCUGUGUGUGCCCGCAGCCGCCAGCAGGAGCAAAGGCAGCUCCCCGCAUCAUCCCCGCCGCGAGCAGCUGUCCCCGAGCAGGUCCCACAGGGGCCGGGCGGUGCAGCGGUGCCACAAGUGCCCCUGUUGGUGUUAGUAGCCGCUCGGUCUGGCGCGGUUCUUGUCCGAGGCCAUCGGGGACAUUCAGUGAAUGCUGUGCUCAACUUCCAUCGUUUAUCCGCAAGUUUCUUCCUGCCUUUUCCCUCAAGCAGCUUCGCUUGAGUUUCUUUACACCUGCUCCUCUGGCCAGUGAGCCGGGGGUCCUGGAGCAGCCCAGCACGGUGGAGGGGACUGGCCUGCCUGCGUGUAGAGGACAGUCCAGAAGGAAGAUGUGAAUUAGAGAGUGAAAAUGUGUGGCAAUUGCUCCUGCUUUGACUGAUCAGUCACCAGCUGCAAAAGGACCAAAGUCACAGUGCUCACCUGCUUAAUGCGUGAGUUGCAUCAUCCUUGAGUAUCAAUGAAAGACCAAGUAUGGCUUUCUUCAAGCAACAGAAGGUGGAGGACAUUUAUGAAAUUGGGGAAGAGCUGGGAAGUGGCCAGUUUGCUAUAGUGAAGAAGUGUCGAGAGAAAAGCACAGGGCUGGAAUUUGCUGCCAAGUUCAUCAAGAAGCGCCAGAGCCGGGCCAGCCGGCGCGGGGUGAGCCGGGAGGAGAUCGAGCGCGAGGUCAGCAUUCUGCAGCAGAUCCUGCACGCCAACAUCGUCAAGCUGCACGACAUCUAUGAGAACAAGACAGACGUGGUCCUCAUCCUGGAGCUGGUUUCUGGAGGAGAACUUUUUGACUUCCUGGCACAGAAAGAGUCUUUGAGUGAAGAGGAAGCAACCAGGUUCAUCAAGCAGAUUUUGGAUGGUGUGAAUUACCUUCACUCUAAGAAAAUUGCUCACUUUGAUCUAAAGCCUGAAAACAUUAUGCUUCUAGACAAGAAUAUCCCUAUUCCACACAUCAAACUCAUCGACUUUGGCUUGGCUCACAAAAUAGAAGAUGGAGUUGAAUUUAAAAAUAUAUUUGGAACUCCAGAAUUCGUAGCUCCAGAAAUCGUAAACUAUGAACCACUUGGGCUAGCUGCAGACAUGUGGAGCAUAGGAGUCAUCACCUACAUACUGCUUAGUGGUGCAUCACCUUUCCUUGGAGAAACUAAACAAGAAACACUUGCCAACAUCACAGCUGUGAAUUACGAUUUUGAUGAAGAAUUUUUCAGCAAUACUAGUGACCUGGCAAAAGACUUUAUUCAGAAAUUACUGGUGAAAGAUACACGGAAGCGGCUUACGAUUCAGGAAGCUCUAUCUCAUCCAUGGAUAACGCUGAAAGAUGAAACCAAAGUCCAGGAAAACAAGAAGGUGGAGAACGUGCAGCUGAAGACAAAACGCCUGAGGGAGUACACCAUAAAGUGCCACUCGAGCAUGCCCCCCAACAACACCUACAUCAACUUUGAGCGCUUUGCCCGCAUUGUAGAGGACAUUUCCCGUGUGGAGCAGGGCUUCAGCACCUUGGCUGCAUCCCACGAUUCCUUGCAGGAGGACAUGGAUGCUCUGCUUUCUAUUUAUAAUGAGAAAGAAGCUUGGUAUAAAGAAGAGAGUGAAAGCGUGAGGCACACGCUGUCGCAGCUGAAGUAUGAAUACCGUAAAAUGGAGUCCCUGAAAAGGCACUUGCACGAGGACAGUGAGGCUGUCGGCGCCAGUCUCGCAGGCGUGUGUGGGAAAUAUGCUGAGCUGCAGAGCCAGUAUGAAUCCCUCAGGCAGGAACUUUCUGAGGAAAUCAAGUGGAUACAGGAUUUAAUGAGCAGUUUUCAACUGGAAAAUGAAGCCUGUGUGAAUGGAAACUUUCACUCUGUUUUCAACAAAGAUAUUAAUGAAUCACUAAUGGAGCUGUUGAAUAGAUCUUGCUGUGAAGAAUUUCUUGCAGGGUUGAAUCUCGAUGUGACAGAAUCCCAGCAGUAACACUGAGAUCAGGCUAAGUGCAGGGUUUGUUGCUUGUUUCAAUGUACAUCAGUUUAAAAAGGUUCUGGUGCAUAGAUUCUACACAAAAACAUGACCUAGAAUUGAAGUAGAAGUUCUGAUGUAUUGCACAAGCUGCUGACCAAGGCCAUAAUGUCCCAGUGGUUUGUAGUGUUGAAGUUGUUUUGUUUUUUUCCUGUGUUCAGUGUCUGAACUUGCAGGAACAAGAUUAUCACAGUGGUAUGGACACAUCUAACACCAAAACCUUUGGUAUUGCCUAUAUUUUACUCUGUGUCAUGUAUUACAGUUCCUAAAGAUUACUAGGUAAUUAAUGUGGAAUAAAGAAUAAGUCAUUCUGUACUUACUAGAAACUGGGUGCCUGGAAACUAAUAAAAAAUCCCCUCAAAGCAUCUUUGGUUGGCUGAAGGAAACAGUUGGAUAGCCCGGCUGCAGACAGUUCUAUACACCUUAUGAUACAAGUAUUUGUAAAGGUUAAAUCUGUAAAUUAAAGCAAAUGGUGUAGUAAUUUAGCUAAUACUGUGGAAAUUUGCUGUGAAAUGGCUGUCAAUGAAGAAUUUUAGGAUUAGUGUUUAGGCCAAUUGUGCAGGGUGAACUCUUUUACCAUCAAAGGUAAGGUGAAUUUUAAAUGAAAGGAUUAAUCGACAGCUGAGUUUCCUGUCCUGUACCAAAGAAAUUCUAUUCAAAAGACACCAUUGGGAACUUGUAAUGAUGAAAUGACUGUGCAAUUUUGCAGUGCAAAUGUCAAUUUUAGACUAAGUGAUAAUAUGGUCAUCUGGUUUGUUUUCUACAGUGAAGAAAAUUACAAAGCCACAACUAACUUAAUCUAUGGCAUCUAUGGUGUGGCAUUUGAGACUAGUGUUCUUGCUAUAAAGAUUUUUUUCCUUAGGUUUUAUAAAGUAAAAGAAAACCCAACCUUGAAUCAUGCCCUGCUGUCUUGUAUUUCAAAGAAGUCAUUUGAUUAUACUGUAUUAAUAUGCACAGAUGUACCAAUCUCAUUUUUGAACACAAUAAAUAGUUAUUUAUGCAGGA
This is a messenger RNA of Camarhynchus parvulus, 3286 nucleotides long. It is a transcript of the gene DAPK2, whose product is annotated as death associated protein kinase 2. Gene Ontology annotation, biological process: protein phosphorylation; positive regulation of apoptotic process; intracellular signal transduction. Lineage: Eukaryota; Metazoa; Chordata; Aves; Passeriformes; Thraupidae. Gene Ontology annotation, cellular component: cytoplasm; nucleus. The record is from RefSeq and is a predicted model, not a curated record. The coding region runs from base 776 to 2239 and encodes 487 amino acids. The transcript has 10 exons. Gene Ontology annotation, molecular function: ATP binding; protein serine/threonine kinase activity.